This is a messenger RNA of Xenopus tropicalis (tropical clawed frog), 4766 nucleotides long. It is a transcript of the gene srcin1, whose product is annotated as SRC kinase signaling inhibitor 1. NCBI's taxonomy places the organism in Eukaryota, Metazoa, Chordata, Amphibia, Anura, Pipidae. The record is from RefSeq and is marked provisional.
CUUUCUGUAGGAAAGCAGAUUCCAGCCGGCCUGGGACCCACAUGAUAUCUGCAGAUGAUGCUGAAUACCCUAGGGAAUACCGAACCCUUGGGAAUGGGACGCGGCGCUUCUCCAACGUGGGCCUGGUUCACACCUCGGAACGCCGCCAUACCGUGAUUGCAGCCCAGAGCCUUGAGACACUAACUGGGCUGCAGAAGUCUGAGAUGGAGAGAAAGAGGGAUGCCUUCAUGGACCACCUUAAGAAUAAAUAUCCCCAACAUGCUAUAGCUAUCCGAGGUCAGCAGGAGAGGAUUCGAGACCAGUUGCUCCAAGGCGCCUCACCUCUCCUGCUUGCAGGGACUUCAUGCAACCCUGAUGCCUUGAUGUAUAGGGAUACACAGGAGAAUGCUGUGCCUGUGUGCCUAGAUAAUCCAUCAUCGACAAGAAGCUCGCGACAUUCACAGAGCUCUCAGCCUGGUCUUGCAGACCAAGCAGCCAAAUUAUCCUUUGCCUCUGCCGAAUCACUGGAGACCAUGUCGGAAGCUGAGCUACCACUCGGAUUCAACAGGAUGAACCGAUUCCGCCAGAGUCUACCUCUGUCCCGUUCCACCAGCCAAACCAAACUGCGCUCACCAGGUGUCCUGUUCUUACAAUACGGAGAUGAAACAAGGCGUGUGCAUAUCACCCAUGAAAUCACCAGCAUGGAUACACUACAUGCACUCAUUGUGCACAUGUUCCAGCAGAAGCUCACCAUGGGAAUGCUUAAAUCCCAUAACACGGCCAUACUCAUUAAGGACGAGUCCCGCAAUGUCUUUUAUGAGCUGGAGGAUGUCAGAGACAUCCAGGACAGAAGUAUUAUAAAGAUCUACAGGAAGGAGCCCCUUUAUUCCUCGUUUCCUGCUCCUCAUAUUACCAACGGAGAUGUGAGAAGAGAGAUGAUGUACAGUUCCAGAGAUUCCUCUCCAACACGUCGCUUGAACACCAUGUCGCCGGCUUCCCAUUUGACUUCAGGGUCACCACCUCCUGUACUCCAGUCCUCCUCUCCAGCUCGUUCUCGUAUGUCCUACAGUGGCGGAAGACCCCCCUCUUAUGCAGGCAGCCCAGUGCACCAUGGAGAGAGAAUGUCUGGUCUGCCCCCUGCUCAAGGGGUCUCCCCCAGCCCCAGUGCCAUUUUAGAACGGAGGGACGUCAAGCCAGAUGAGGAUCUUAGUAACAAGAAUGUGGUACUAGUGAAAAAUGAGGGGCUUUAUGCAGACCCCUAUGGAAUGGUCCAUGAAGGCAGACUUAGCAUUACUUCUACCCAGUCCCUUGCUGGUUUAGGAGACCCCUUCGCAUACCCCGGAGGUCUGUACAAGCGAGGGUCAGUACGGUCACUGAGCACAUACUCAGCUGCUGCUCUUCAAACAGACCUAGAAGAUGGAAUGUACAAACCUAACUCUCAUAUCUAUGGUGAAACAUAUGCUCCUGGACUGGGUUUCAGAAUGCCACCAUCUUCCCCCCAAAAGGUGACUGAUGGAAGGUUGGUAGAUGUCCAACAGAGUCAGGGUCCACACAGCCCCUACUCGGGAACCUCCAGCCGAUCUUCUCCUGUACGUCAGAACUUCCGCAAAGACUCUUCCUCAUCAGUAUUUAUGGACAGUCCUGUUAGUAAGCAACGAAACCACAGCUCUUCCUCCGGUAAUAAUGAAAUAUUUCCAGGACCUGGUGAAAGGCCUCUUUCUGGGUUUGGCUCCCCAGUUCCUGCCAAGGAUUCAGAAACAAGGGAACGAAUGGAAGCAAUGGAAAAGCAGAUUGCCAGUCUAACCGGGCUUGUACAGAGCGCCCUUAUGCGGGGAUCUGAUGACAACCCAAGUGAGAAGCCUGAAACAGUUAAUGGCGGAGCGUCAAGUAUAUCAGCAGCUGGUUAUCAAAGUGCAGGGACCCCCUUGUCCACCCCCACUGCAGGGUCCAGCAGAACCCCAGCCGACCAGAGCAAGGCCAUCAACCGCCUACACAUGCAGCUACACCUCCAGGAUCUGCAGCACAAUGCCAGCGAGCUGAGAAACCAACUGCAGCAACUGAAGAAACUGCAGCUCCAGAACCAGGAUCUGGUACGGUCCAUGCUGAAGCGCACCGAGACCGAAAUCAGCGUGAGAGUGACAGACACCAUGCGCAAGCAAGAAGACCCCUUACAGAGACAGCGUGCAAUGGUGGAGGAGGAGAGGCUAAAAUAUCUGAAUGAAGAGGAAUUUAUCACCCACCAGUUAAAUGACCUGGAGAAGUCGGUGGAGAAAAUAAAGAAGGAUCUGACACACAACCGCCACCUGAUCUCAGUGCGGGAGCUGGAAGAGAAAGCUGUGGUUCUGCGGCAGCUUGGGGAGACACUGACUGAACUGAAAGCUCAAUUCCCAAGCUUGCAGAGCAAAAUGCGCGUGGUUCUGCGUGUGGAGGUGGAAGCUGUGAAAUUCCUAAAGGAGGAGCCCCAGCGUCUCGAUGGACUGUUGAAGAGAUGCAAGAACGUCACAGACACUCUCGCUCAGAUACGCAAGCAAGUAGACGAAGGGGUUUGGAAUACCCCAGAGAACCUGCACAAUCAGUCCUCUAAGCAAAUUACAUCCGAUAGCAAUUUCCCAAAGAGCACAGUGUUUGAGCUGCCGUCCAGCCCUCCAACCAACUUCCAUGAAGCUCAGAGCCAAAGCUGGGAGUCAGUGUGUCGCAGUGAAGGCGGCAGCCAUAACACAAACCCCACCAAGGGGGAGAUGGUGACUGUGAAGACCCAGACUGUUCCCGAGACCCAGAGCAAGAGGGCUGGAGCAGAGAAAUCCGUGUCGGUGGAGGCAGCCGAACGAGACUGGGAGGAGAAACGAGCAGCACUGACCCAGUACAGUGCCAAGGAUAUCAAUCGUCUACUGGAAGAAACCCAGGCAGAGUUAAUGAAAGCUAUCCCUGACCUGGACUUUGCAGCCAAACACAAAACUGCCGGAAGUGCACCAUCCACCCCAGAACACCGAAUGAGCAAACCGCAACCGGCACAGAAGCUCAGCACCAAGAUAGACCCCAACGGGAGGAGGGGCUCUGACGAGCUGACAGUGCCCAGGUACCGCACUGAGAAGCCAUCAAAGUCUCCUCCUCCCCCUCCUCCACGUCGCAGCUUCCCUUCUUCCCAUGGACUCACCACCACUAGAACAGGAGAAGUGAUUGUCACCAGCAAAAAGGAGGCUGGACUUAUCAAGAAGUCAGAGUCUGAAGAAAUGGAGACCCAAAAGCCUCAGGUGAAGCUGCGUCGGACUGUGUCGGAAGUUGUGCGCCCUGCCUCUACCCCACCUAUCAUUGCCUCUGGUAUCAAGGAUGAUGAUGAUGAAGAUAGGAUCAUUGCAGAACUGGAGGUGUUUCAGAGAAGCCCUGGCUCCCCGUUUACCCCCCAGUUCCAUGGUGACCACACUACGGCAUCCCAAGUGUUGCCACGUCCAGCACAUCUGUGGUCUAAUGGGGCCACGGUAACUUCCAGAGGAUGGCAGAGUGGAGGUGUCUCUAUCCCUCCCAUGAAGAUGGUAAACCCGGUGGGUUCCCGGCUGAAAGGCACCCAGCAGAGCGGCGGAGACAAGAGUAACAAGCACUCCAAGCAGAGGAUGGAGUACAUGAGGAUCCAGGGCCACCAGCAGCAGUGAAAAAUCUGAUAACCAAAGGGCUGGAUACAUGGAAUGGAGAAAGAAAGACUUUAUAGGGGACCACCAACUUGUUCCACUGUGCCCUUAUAUCUCCCCAGGCCUGACUGUUACCACAACCUGCAGCUCCUCCAUGUUCCACGUGUAAAUAGGAAUCUCCGCAAGCUAUGGUUUUACCUGAUGUCACUUUGUUUUUAGUUCCGCUAUUUAAUUCUCAGUCCUGUGGGUUCCUGUGAAAGUCUGGAGGUGUCAGAAUGAUCUUCUCUGUGUGUCACGUUGUUAGCAAUAAGCAAAAAAACUCCCCUCCCUGAGAGUAGAUGGAGCUUCUCCACUACACAACCACCCGUUCAUUUGUCUUUGGUGGUAGCACAAGUGCUUAGCACAGACUGAGUGCAAUUUCCCUCGCUGCCUGGGGGAGAUCCCACAAAGCUCCGAGGGGAAGGAAGGAAGAGGUGACUUCUGUGUUAUUAGACUUAUGGUAUUAUAUGAUCACUCCUAGAGUGAGAAAUGCCAAGACCAGUGACGUGAGGAUCUGUCCCGGACAUUAACAACACUGUUACCCCAGUCAAGCAAUAGGUGCCCUCUGCCCAACCCCGACAGGAACAGGAUAUGGACAUCAUGGCACUGGGUUUUCUGGACACUUUACCAAUCGGGACAGAGGCCGGGAAAAAACAAACAGCUUUGCAGGGUGUUUUUCCUUGUAGGUACUCCUGUUUGUACAGGAGGGAGAAUGGGGACCCCCCCCCCUUGUAAUAUUGUAUAAUAUAAGCACAGAUACUAGUAUCACUAUAUCCGUGGCGUGUGUGUGUGUCCUGGCAAACUGUGUGUCAUGGAGUGGAUGUUCCAUGGACAGGGGAGACUUCUGCAGAGCAAAAUAUCACUACACGUAAUCACUUUGGUUCCGUCCGUCCUCUGAUCACUUUCCGCCAAUAGUCACUCCUUUUUUUUUUUUUUGUAAACGAACCAUUUUUGUACAGGCAGAGGCUGAGUUUAUAUAAAGGAAAUAAAACAACCCGCACUGUCAUUAUUCUGAAUGGCAAAGAGGCUCUUUACAUUCAGUCAAGUGUCUUACAUUUUCUAUUGAUUUAUGAAAAUAGAUAUAUACAUAUUAUAUAUAUAAAAUAAAUGCCUAAUAUAAAUAUA